AUGGGAGAUAUGACAUCUCCCAUUUCCAAUCACAGUAACCCCUUCCAUUUAGAAACUGAAUGCAUCCUGUCAGGAAUUAUGUCAGUGAGUGGGAAAAAGGUACUCCAUAUGGACCGAAACUCAUAUUAUGGAGGAGAAAGUGCUUCUGUUACACCUCUAGAAGAUCUUUACAAAAAAUUCAGUACACCGGGUCCUGCAAAAGCAAUGGGAAGAGGAAGAGACUGGAAUGUGGAUUUAAUCCCCAAAUUCUUUAUGGCGAAUGAUCAACUGGUUUUGCUGCUGCUUUUCACAGGGGUGACCCGUUAUCUGGAUUUCAAAGUGGUUGAAGGAAGUUUUGUUUACAAAGCUGGGAAGAUUCAUAAGGUUCCAGCAACGGAGGCUGAUGCAAUGAAUUCUGAUCUGAUGGGCAUGUUUGAUAAAAGACGCUUUAAGAAGUUCUUAGCCUUCAUUGCUAACUUUGAUGAACAAGAUCCACGAACAUAUCAGGACAUUGACCCAAGAAGAACCACAAUGAAGGAGAUGUACAGGAAGUUUGAUUUGGGUCAGGAUGUGAUUGAUUUCACGGGGCAUGCAUUGGCCUGCUACAGGACCGCAGAUUACCUGGAAAAACCUUGCUUAGAGACCAUCGCUCGCAUUAAACUCUACAAUGAUUCCCUGACCCGCUACAGAAAAAGCCCAUACUUAUAUCCACUCUAUGGUCUUGGAGAGCUACCACAAGGGUUUGCCAGAUUAAGUGCUAAUUAUGGAGGUACCUAUAUACUAAACAGAAGUGUGGAAGAAAUUCUCACUCAUCAUGGACGUGUGGUUGGGAUUAAGUCUGAAGGGAAGGUUAUUCGUUGCAAGCAGCUAAUUUGUGACCCCAGCUAUGUACCCAAGUGGAUGAAGAAAAAAGGAAAAAUCAUCAGGGUGAUAUGUAUCCUCAGCCACCCCAUCCGAAACACCAGCGAUUGCAACUCAUGUCAGAUAAUCAUCCCACAAAUGCAAGUCAACAGGAAGUCAGAUAUCUAUGUGUGCAUGGUUUCAUAUGCCCACAAUGUGGCAGCUGAAGGCAAGUACAUAGCCACCGUCAGCACAAUUGUAGAGACCAACAACCCAGAAAGUGAGAUUCAGUUGGCUUUGGAGCUCUUGGAACCCAUUGAUCAAAAGUUCAUCACCAUCUCAGAUCAAUACAUUCCCAUGGAUGAUGGAGUAAAAAGUCAGAUCUUUGUAUCGCAGUCCUAUGAUGCUACCACCUACUUUGAGUCAACAUGCGAUGACAUCAAGGACAUCUACAGACGAAUGACAGGAGUAGAAUUUGACUUCGGGAGCCUGAAGCAUAAACAAAAGGAUGUCUUUCAGCAGGAUGAAUAG
Molecule: messenger RNA, 1350 nt
Organism: Protopterus annectens (West African lungfish)
Lineage: Eukaryota; Metazoa; Chordata; Ceratodontiformes; Protopteridae
Product: rab GDP dissociation inhibitor beta-like
Exons: 11
Coding region: 1-1350 (449 amino acids)
Biological process (GO): protein transport; small GTPase-mediated signal transduction; vesicle-mediated transport
Cellular component (GO): cytoplasm
Molecular function (GO): Rab GDP-dissociation inhibitor activity
Source: RefSeq, a predicted model, not a curated record